UGUUGCUGACGAGCCGCUGGUGUCAAGCGACGCUACCAGUGACGAACGCGCACAACAGUCCCGUCUUAAUUUAGCAAGGAUUAAUUUAUGAUUCAAUGUAAUUUCAUAUUUAGGCUUCGCGCACAUUUGUGAAUACAUUGUAUGAAGGACUUUUAUUAAUUUAUUAUUAUUUGCGUGCAGAAAAUAAUUUCCCUGGAUUGUUUUCAGUUAUUUGAGAAGUCUACUCUUCGGACAACUAACGUUUUGUCUUGCUACUCAGGCGUAAAUGAAUCUCCUUUUAGCGGAGGAACCCUCAACUAAGGAGAAGUCCGUGGUUGUACUCGCUAAAAGUUUUUAUUGAAAGUUAGAAUUUCAGCAUUUGCAUUUGGGCAUCAGUUGUACGGGACAAGCAUAAGUACAGGUGAAUGAGGCGUGAACCUGACGCUCCCCAGUACCCCGGGUGUGAGCACGGACACCCUUCUCCCUCAUCAGUCUCAAUUAUGGGAUAUUUACACCCCGCCUGGUCCCGGAACCCUGCCAGCCAAGCGGAUAAUGGCUCUCCGCUCUCUCCAGUUACCCCUUAGAGUGUAGGGAGCCGACACACACACACACACACACACACACACCACACCACACCACACCACACCACACCACACCACACCACACCACACCACACACACACACACACACUUCCCUUACAGCUCUGGUUUGUUCCUGGGUGGUGACAUCAUGGCCGUGGGGUUGCCGAUGGGGACUGCGGCAGACUCACUCACACACACUCAAACUUUUCAGAUCUCUCUGACGUCCAGGGGUUUUCACUCUAACCCGUUGUUCUAACACGCUGCUAGAUGAGAUGAGGCAGCCUCAGUCCACUAAACUCCCUGUGUCCUAGUCUAUCUGUACUCUGAUAGACUGACGCCAGACCCGGCUCUACUCACUCGCCCACGUACGGUGCCCCUAGAGCAGUGGUGUUCAACUCUGACCCCUACGAGGUUCGGAGCCUGCUUGUCCUCUGUUCUACCUGAUCAUGAAUUACAGCCGCCUGAUGUCCCAGGUCUAAAUCAGUCCCUGAUUAGAGGGGAAUCACCCACCUGGUGUCCCAGGUCUAAAUCAGUCCCUGAUUAGAGGGGAAUCACCCACCUGGUGUCCCAGGUCUAAAUCAGUCCCUGAUUAGAGGGGAAUCACCCACCUGGUGUCCCAGGUCUAAAUCAGUCCCUGAUUAGAGGGGAAUCACCCACCUGGUGUCCCAGGUCUAAAUCAGUCCCUGAUUAGAGGGGAAUCACCCACCUGGUGUCCCAGGUCUAAAUCAGUCCCUGAUUAGAGGGGAAUCACCCACCUGGUGUCCCAGGUCUAAAUCAGUCCCUGAUUAGAGGGGAAUCACCCACCUGGUGUCCCAGGUCUAAAUCAGUCCCUGAUUAGAGGGGAAUCACCCACCUGGUGUCCCAGGUCUAAAUCAGUCCCUGAUUAGAGGGGAAUCACCCACCUGGUGUCCCAGGUCUAAACCAGUCCCUGAUUAGAGGGGAAUCACCCACCUGGUGAAAAUGAAAAAAAAUCAGUGGAACUGUCUUUGAGGUCCAGAGUUGAAUGUGAGGGCUCUAUAGGGGCCUAUCAACCCAGGAUGCAGGGGGGCUCUGGUCUGGCCCAGCCCCAGCCACGAUGCCCAUCACCAAGGAGAACGCCCUGAGCCACCUCCCCCUGUUGGAGGACUGGCUCCUGGGGGUACAGACCAGGGACCAGGACAACUAUGGAGACCCAGACCAGCAGUCCACCAUCAGCAGAGACCCAGACCAAGACUCUUACCAGGAGUCAGAACACGAGGUGGAUGCCUGCGGCACGGUCAACAGUGACGGCACGGUCAACAGUGACGGCACGGUCAACAGUGACGGCACGGUCAACAGUGACGGCACGGUCAACAGUGACGGCACGGUCAGCGACAGUACCAGCGGAGACAUGUCUCUAUGUCAGGCCUCUAUACAGAAGCUGAUGGAAUACAUUCAGCUCAACUUCACCGAGGACGAAGAGCCCAACGUCGUGGCACGACCCACAAUGCCGGGCGGAGGUGUGGACGCGGAGGUGCGAGCCGUGUGUCUCACCAAGAGGGAGGGGGACGGGGCAGAGCUGGGACUGAGUUUCGGUAACAUCCCGAUAUUCGGGGAUCCGGAGGGGGAGAACAGGAAGAAGGGAGGAGGGAGGAGGAGGAGGAAGGGGGAUCAGGGACCCGUGUUGGACGUGGGGUGUAUCUGGGUGACGGAGGUGAGGAAGAGAAGUCCGGCGGCGAGGUGCGGUAGAAUUAAACUACGAGACGAGUUGCUGUCACUCAACGGUCAGCUGAUGGUGGGCGUCGACGUCACGGGAGCCAGUUACCUGGCUGACCAGUGCUGGAAUGGCGGCUGCAUCUACCUGAUCAUGCUCCGGAGGAUCAAGCGCAAAGCCCCUCUCCCUCCAUGCAAUGGAAACAGCAAAGUUACCAACAGUGGUGGCUCCGCCCACUCCCUGGACGACCUGAGCGGCAUCUCCUCCGAGCCUCCCAGCAGCCUGCUGACGCAGAACGGCGAUGGCAAACGUUUGCGAAAGUUCGGCGUCAUCUCCCGGUCGUCGUUAAAUCGUGAUAGUACGGACGGUAGCUGUGACGAUGGUGGCAGGGAGACACUGGAGAGUGGUUACCACGGCUACAGAGGAUCCACGGUAUCCAUGGAGAUGGAGGUCACGCCUCCUGAGGGGAGACCAGGAAGGAAGGAUGAGGGGCCCAUGACUGUCCUGCCCCCUCUAGCGAUCCCCCGUAACCUGCUGAACAGUGGAGGGACCGCCACCCUGCCGAACCGCUCCCACAGGGGACUGUCAGAACACAAGACAGAGUCAUUCAGCAGUGAUACCUCCUGUCAGCCCAAAGAGGGGAGUCGUAUCUGGAAGAUGCACCUGGUGAAAGGUCAGGAGGGUCUGGGCAUCCAGAUUACGGGAGGACGAGGGUCCAAGCGCUCCCCGCACGGCAUCAUCAUAGCGCACGUAGAGGAGGGAGGCGCCACACAGAGGGUCUGUUCCGGCCGGCUGAAGGCUGGUGAUGAGCUCUUGAUGAUCAACGGUCAGUCUCUGGUUGGUCUGUCUCAUUCGGAGGCCGUGGCCGUCCUCCGCUCCUCCACUGGACUGGUACAACUGGUGGUCGCUAGCAGGGAGGAGUCCCAGGUGGAUUUCCACCGUUACCCAUCUACCAGCCUGCCAGACCUGGUCAGUGACUGUUCCCUCCUCCUCUCCUUCUCCGAGCAACAACAUGGAACCUCGUCACGGCCUGACCUCCAGCAGCCUCUCUCUGACCCGAAGGACGCUUGUAUUUUUGUCGUGAGUGGGUAUCAGAUAUCUUCUCGCCAUGCAGCGCUAAUCCGGGAUUUUUCCUUCUUGCAGCUGACUGAUCUGGAGAAGCUCGAGGACCGAGGACAGAUGGAGGGACCUAAAGGAACCUGCCGUUCUCCUACAUCCAUGAAGUUCAGGACCAGAUCACAAGGGGGCGGUAGUCGUCUGGAGUCUGUUGGAGAGGAUGACGAGCUGAUCGUGGAGAAUGGAGAGGAGGGAAGUGACAUGGUGGAGAAACCGACACGAGGGGGACGCAAACACUCCUUGCCUCAGCAGUUAGACACUGUGGGCGUCCGACAGGAGUAUCAGAUAGUUAAGAAAUCAGCUCGCUCCCUGAGCACCGUUCUGGAGUCUCCAUGGCGACUGGCCCAGCCGUCUAUUAUAUCCAACAUUGUCCUUAUGAAAGGACAGGGCAAGGGACUGGGGUUCAGCAUCGUCGGAGGUCAGGACUCUGCCCGAGGAAGGAUGGGGAUCUUUGUCAAGACUAUCUUCCCUAACGGAGCAGCGGUCGCAGACGGACGACUGAAAGAGGGAGAUGAGAUUCUGGAGGUGAAUGGAGACUCUCUCCAAGGCCUGACCCACCAGCAGGCCAUCCAGACCUUCAAGCAGCUGAAGAAGGGCGUGAUAACCCUGACUGUGAGGACUCGUCUCCGCAGCCCCAGCCUGACUCCGUGCCCUACCCCCACCCUCCUCAGUCGCUCCUCCUCCCUUAACUCCAACGCCAGCGGGGGAACCCCCAUACCCUCCACUUUCGACGAAACCCCCGAAGUCCGCAAGGGACCGCCCAGACCUGGCCCCAAGGACCGCAUCAUUAUGGAGGUUACACUCAGUAAAGAGCCCGGGGUGGGUCUGGGUAUAGGGGCCUGCUGUCUAACUCUAGAGAACAGUGUUCCAGCCAUCUACAUCCACAGUCUGGCCCCCGGCUCUGUCGCCAAGAUGGAUGGACGACUCAGUCGAGGGGACCAGGUGUUGGAGGUGGACUCAGUGAGUCUGCGUCACGUGGCUCUGAGUGAGGCCUACGCCAUCCUGAGUGAGAGUGGACCCGGACCCGUUAGCCUCAUCAUCAGCCGACAUCCCAACGCCAAGGUGUCAGAGCAGGAGAUGGAUGACGUGAUCAGUCAGUCCACACACAGAGACAGUCUGAGCAAGGAAGGAAACGUCUCUCAAACACUAGGCCUGCCCACUAAGAGCCCCUCCUCCACAGUGAAGGCCAAACAAGGAGAUGGCUCCUCCCUCAGCUGGACCAUGAAGAGGUUCCUGGAGCCCGCUAGCAGGCAAGGGUCACUGAGUUCGGAGGCGGAGCUAUCUCAGUACUUCUCCCAGGAAGUGACCAGUCAUUCGUCGCUGUCAGAAACCAUGGCGAUGUGCUCCAGUGAUGACGACAUGCUCAACCACAGGAGCUGCAACACCACCCCCCCUACACAGCCACAUGUGGAAGUUGGGGCCCGCGGUGACCCUGUGGUUAACCGGCCGGCAGAGGCCAACCAGCCCAGUGUGGGUAGUCCCGGUAGUGGCGCAGUCCGCAGCCCGCUGCUCAGACAGAGACGGGUCAUCUGCUAUGAGGAGGAGAUCAGCGAUGAUGAUGAUGAUGAAGACGAUGCAGUGACCCCGCCGGUCCACCGGAUGGCUGGUCAUGGCACGACCCCCGUGGUGCUUGCUGACUCUGGUACUGUGAUCGCUACAUCAUCAGUUGAGGUGGACGAUGAGAGCGAGGGAACGCUCUCCCCGCUCUACGGAAUCUCUCUGGGGUCAGAGGAAGGGGUCGGGGAAGGAGGGUCUAGCCCGACGACAGGCCCUAGUAACCUGGGUGUGAGGAAGGAACUUCAGGGUCCCCUGGAGCCCAAGCGCUCCCCCAAGCUGGAACACAAGGCUGUGACCCGCGUCAAGAGCAUGAUGAGCAUCGAGGCCCCGCCAAUCCAGCCAACUAACCAGCAGAACCAGAGAACCAAAGCAGAGGAGUCUCCGACCUCCCUAUCCUCCCAGUUUCUGGCCCCUCAGCCUGGGGUAGGUUCCAGCUGCUCCUUAGGACGGCCUGGUUCUAACCCCAACCCCCUCUGUAAGAAGGGCGAGGCCUGCAGCGAGCUGGCGGGGGUCUGCACCAUCGACAAGGUGGUCCUGAGGAGGAGUGAGGAGGAGUCCUUCGGUCUGGACCUGGAGAUCAGAUCUUCUCCUCUGAAGGUGGUGAUCACCGGACUGAGGCCUGGAGGAGCGGCCGAGAGGGAAUCCCGGGGCAGGAUGUGUGUGGGAGACGAGAUCAUAUCGAUCGGGGAAACUCCCGUGGGCUCCUCUUCCUACCACGACGUCUGUGAGCUCGUGCACAACCUUCCUGCGACGCUCAGGCUAGAGGUCAAGAGGCCUGUGUCAGCUGUAGAUCGCCUCUCCAGCCUCAUGAUGUCAUCGGGGAGUUGUGAUGUCAUCGAACCCUCCGUACUGGAUCAGUCCAGAACUUCCCAGGAGGCCAAUGGGGGUUAUCCAAAUCCAGGAAUUCCCUCCUCCUCCUCCUCCUCCUCCUCCUCCUCAGCAACAAAUCACAAUUUCAAACCCACAGCCCCAACCAACCACAGCAGUGAAAUACCUGUCACCUACAUCGAUGACGUCAUAACUGAACUAAGUUCCUCCGAUGUUGAGAGUGCGCUCUCGUCCAAAACCCCCAAAGCCCCUUCAGAAGCACAAUGUACUGAGACUACAUCCUGCAAGUCAGCUCUAGACAGCAAGGCCCUGCCAGAGAAAGACAAAAGUAAUGUUCAGACUCCUCCAACACGGCCCAGUCAGUUGGACUUCUCUGUCUUGGACUCUGGAAACAAUGGUCGCCUCUUGCCUGUGGGUAAAACAUUCUUGAACAAUUACUCCAGAAACUUUAACAGUAAUCUCACAGACGAGGGGAAGAAUGCUCUUUCAAACGGGGUGGAGAAACCACCCGGUGCCUCUGCCGCCUCAAAGUGCCACAUGUACAACCUGGUCGAUGACAGCGAUUCAGAGAGUGAAGACACGGUCACCGACAACAGUCAUGGCGCUGCCGGCGAUAACAAACCGGGGAGCCGCGUUGUCGGCGCUGAGUCACAGGACACAGAUUCUGAUGAGGAGGAAGUGGAGAUUUGUUACAGUGAGUCCCAGCGGCCCAGCACUCUGAGCCAGGCAGCGCUGACUCACCCAACAGAUGGGCCAUUGUCUCCCCGGCUCUCUAUCCCUAUCUCUGGCUCUGACGGCAGCCACAAUACAAAGGAGUCUGGGCCCUUUGAUGUAGUACUAGACUCUGCUGCUUCUGUCACUUCUGAUGCUGCUAUGGCGACAGCUACUCACCCUGCUGCUGCCUCUCAGCAAAACAAAGACUGCUCUGUGGUAACAACAACCCAAUCCAACCCUAUCACUUCCCCCUCGCUGUCUAAGAGUCUAUCUGGCUCGCAGUCCUCAGGUGCCUGUUUGACUGCAGAGUCCAAAGCUUCCCCUUGCCAAAUGGUGCACCCCCAGUCUUCCAAGGACACAGAUCCUGUACCCACUCCAGGCCCUGCAAGGUCUUCAGAAUGCUUUGCCAAUGGGGGUAGUGGCAGCAACGUUGCUACACCUGUGAUAAAACACAGCCAGGCAACUUCUGUUGUAGCAGCUACCCAAAGCCUCACCCUACGGAGUCAGGAAAGGACAGCCAGGCCGACAUCAGGUAAACUAUCUAAUAGUACAUCAUUAUCAUCAUCAGCAGCAGCAGUAGCAGCAUCCCAUUCAACGGCGGCGAAGGCAAUGCCCUCCAACUAUAGUAGAUCUGGCUCAUCGAGACCAUCUAUAACAAUGACAAGAGACAAGGAGGGAGAGAAAGUUUCCCUGGAACCCAGGUUGGUCCAGAAUAACCCUACUAGUCUUCCGAUGUCCAAACUGAAGGGGCUCAGCAUUAAGAGUAAGAACAAAACCCAGCAGCAGCUUUCCCCGAAACCAGCCAGCACCGAAAGUCCGGCAGUCCUCUGGAAAGCAAGCAAAACUUCCCCGCUCCAGUCCCCCAAACUGCAAGCUAAGAAGGUAGACUCUCCUCUGCUUACCAGAAAGGCAGCAGGCUCAUCUAGCAGCUUAAAGACUGGCAAACAGUUGGAUCUGAGCAGAAUCAGUAGCAGGAGCCUCACCUCGCCCAAAGCAGCUGACCGAACACAGGACAAGUGCAACCCCAAGUCCAAUUCCACAACCACUACCACGUUGGAGGCAGCACAGUCAGCUAAGUUGGAGCUUCACCCUAACAAAGAGGAGCAAGUGACAUCAGCUACUGCUACGUCCAAGGAACAACCGGAAUCAGUCCCAACUACCCAGAGGUCUUUCAUUGAGGUGCGACUCUCAUCUUCCUCUUCUACUCUUCCUUCCUCCUCAUCGUCUACGCCAGUUCUGAUGCGAAAGGAAACUGUGAAUUCAAAGAAUUACUCAAUUACUCAAACGACUCAUAUACCAGAUAUUACAUCACACGUCAAUGGAGGUGCAGUAGAGACCAAUCUCAGGCCUGCUGCCCCUGACUCUGUGUGUAAUCCAGAAAACGUCACUACAAAUGAUUCAGCAGUGAACUCAAUAGGCCUAGAAUCCGUAGAUGUGGUUCCUUUGCCUAUAAACAAUGGUAUCAUAAACAUCUCUCUUAGAAACUCCUGUCUAACAGAUAUGGCUGUGGAAAACCUGAAAGCUAACAAGUCCAAACUGAAGAUGAUGGAGCGCCGUAGUUUUUCCACGGACAACAGCACCCCCGGGGAUCCCAACCCCUUCUCUGUCCGCCAGAGGAUCAAGUCCUUCGAGAACCUGGCCAGCUUCGAUAAGCCAGCGCUCAAAUGUAUCGAGAUCCAGUCCUUCGCUCAGUCCUAUGCUCUGACGGCAACGUUGAAGCCUCCUCUUAACCGAAGACUGUCUGGCUACAUGUCCGGCUCGGUGAACUCCAUAGACUGCCGCUCGCUACGAAGAAGCUUCAGCUCAUGCGUCGACAACUUUAACGUCUCAACCCCCUUGACCCCUUUGUCGCCUCAGCUUCGCAAGUCGCCGUCAAGUCUGACUCUCCCGAACCUUGACAUUUUGACACAAAUCUGCAGCACAAACGAAGCUCCACUUGGACAAACACGGGACGAACUUGGGGACGGUGAAAUCUCCAAAAUGUUGCCCCCCGGGGGUGUGACCCUAACUCCUCAAACGCCCCCGGUGAUGCGGCGCCGCCAGGCUCGGGGCCACGCUAACCUGUCCCGAUCCAGAUUGAGGGAGCUCAGGGCCCUUAGCAUGCCCGACCUGGAAAAGCUGUACACCGAUGACUUCUCCAGCAACCCAGGGACCAACGGCACAUUUAAGACGGAGCUGGAGAUCCACCCAGCCAGGUUCACAGAGGCCCUCCAGAACCAGACAGGGUGCUGUCAACUGCCUGCUGAACCCACAGGUGUGCCCCCGACCAGGGUCAGUCGGAGCGACGGUGGGGCCAGCCAGGACGCCAUUCAGGGGGAAACCAACGGUCAAACAGAUCUCAGCAGCUGGUCCAUCAGUUUGACAGUCCUGGUUGGCUCUGCGGUGGAGCAGAGUAAGCUGCAGACGGUCCUGGCCUCGCUGACCUCCAAGACCCAUGUGUUGGCCCUGCUACAGGAGGCCAAAGCUCUCUCUCAGGUUAAAGAUGAUACCCACUUUGUAGUCUUCUCCAAAGAAGAGGGUUCGGGACUUGGUUUCAGCAUCGCUGGAGGAGUGGACCUUGAGCAGAAGUCUAUAUCUGUCCAUCGUGUCUUCUCCAAAGGGGUAGCCGGCCUGGAAGGUACCAUUCAGCAGGGGGACAGCGUCCUGUCCAUCAACGGCAGCAGCUUGGAGGGGACGUCCCACGGAGAAGCCCUGUCCUAUCUCCACCAGGCUAGACUGUCCUCUCAGGCCCUGGUGGUCCUUCGCAGGGGGAAGGACAGUGAAGGACGCAUGUCCCCAAGACACCAUGACCUGUACCACCGCACAGGGCGAGGCUACUCCCCAGGGUGCAGAGACAACGGGCCUGAGACAGCUAGACCAGUAGUGGUGGAAAUGGGUCCUGACGGGGCUCUGAGGAUACAGCUCCUGAAGACAUCAGCUGGUCUGGGCUUCAGUCUGGAGGGGGGCAAAGCCUCUGCGCAUGGAGACCGCCCCCUCAACGUCAAACGAGUCUUCAAAGGUGGUGCUGCAGAGCUGUCGCGGGUGGUGGACGUGGGGGAUGAGGUACUGGAGGUGAACGGGAGCUCGCUGCAGGGCCUCAUGCAUUACGACGCCUGGAACAUUAUCAAGACUGUCAGCAAAGGCCCUGUGCAGCUUGUCAUCAGGAAACCACAGACUUCUGUAUGACUCAACAGACCUAACUACAAUGGAGAAUUUUUUUACAUAUUCGAACGAGGCAGACAGACAUGUUGGGCUAACAUAGCAGGGUUAUUCUCCCGCCCCCCCUGGUCCGGGAUAGAUCUAUGUCAUACAGUGUGCCAAAACCAGAUCAUGGAACGUCAGAAGCGUCUUGGACAAGAGAGACUUUCACUUGUUUUACUGAUUUACUUUUUUUAUUUACUUUUCUAUGACGUCUCCUUGUGAUGAUGUUUUUAAUAUGACUGACCUACUCAGGCGGUGGUGCUGUACUGUACUGUGCAGAAUUACAGUGCAUUCAGAAAGUAUUCAGACACCUAGAUUUUUUUUACACAUUUUGUUAUGUUACAACCUUGUUCUAAAAUGGAUUAAAUACAUUUUUAAAAUUCUCAGAAAUCUACACACAAUAUCCCAUAAUAACAAAGUGAAAACAGGUUUUGUGAUUUCAGGAAGAAAAAUAUUUUUAAAAAUACCUUAUUUCCAUAAGUCAGACAUCAGACUCUUUGCUAUGAGACACGAAAUUGAGAUCAGGUGCAUCCUGUUUCCAUUGAUCAUCUUUGAGAUGUUUCUACAACUUAGAGUCCACCUGUGGUAAAUUCUAUUAAUUUGACAUGAUUUGGAAAGGCACACACCUGUCUAUAUAAGGUCCCACAGUUGACAGUGCAUGUCAGAGCAAAAACCAAGCCAGGAGACAGGAUUGUGUCAAGGCACAGAUUUGGGGGAGGGUACCAAAAAAUGUCUGCAGCCUUGAAGGUCCCCAAGAACACAGUGGCCUCCAUCAUUCUGAAAUGAAAGAAGUUUGGAACCACCAAGACUCUUCCUAGAAAUGGCCACCCGGCCAAACUGAGCGAUAGGGGAGAAGGGUCUUGUUCAGGGAGGUGACCAAGAACCCGAUGGUCACCAACCAGAUUCUCUGUUCUCGUGAAACCAAGUUUGAACUCUUUGGCCUGAAUGCCAAGCGCCACGUCUGGAGGAAACCUGGCACCAUCUCUACGGUGAAGCAUGGUGGUGGCAGCAUCAUGCUGUGGGGAUGUUUUUCAGCGGCAGGGACUGGGAGACUAGUCAGGAUCAAAGGAAAGAUGAACAGAGCAAAGUACAGAGAGACCCUUGAUGAAAACCUGCUCCAGAGCACUCAGGACCUCAGACUGGGGUGAAGGUUCACCUUCCAACAGGACAACGACCCUAAGCGCACAGCCAAGACAACGCAGGAGUGGCUUCGGGACAAGUCUCUGAAAUGUCCUCGAGUGGCCCAGCCAGAGCCCGGACUUGAAACCAAUCGGAAAUCUCUGGAGAGACCUGAUAAUAUCUGUUCAGCAACACUCCCCAUCCAACCUGACAGAGUGUAACGGAUGUGAAACGGCUAGCUUAGUUAGUGGUGCGCGCUAAAUAGCGUUUCAAUCGGUUACGUCACUUGCUCUGAGACCUUGAAGUAGUAGUUCCCCUUGCACUGCAAGGGCCGCGGCUUUUGUGGAGCGAUGGGUAACGAUGCUUCGAGGGUGACUGUUGUCGAUGUGUGCAGAGGGUCCCUGGUUCGCGCCCGGGUAUGGGCGAGGGGACGGUUUAAAAUUAUACUGUUACAAGAGCUUGAGAGGAUCUGCAGAGAAGAAUGGGAGAAAUUCCCCAAAUAUAGGUGUUCCAAGCUUGUAGCAUCAUACUCAAGAAGACCCAAGGUUGUAAUCGGUGCCAAAGGUGCUUCAACAAAGUACUGAGUAAAGAGUCUGAAUAUUUAUGUAAAUGUUAUAGAUUUUUUUAUUUAAAAAACUUGCUAAAAUUUCUAAAAAAAUGUUUUUGCUUUGUCUUCGUGGGUAUUGUGUGUAGAUUGAUGAGGGGAAAAAACGAUUUUGAUCGAUUUUAGAAUAAGGUUGUAACCUAACAAAAUGUGGAAAAAGUCAAGGGGUCUGAAUACUUUCUGAAGGCAUUGUACAUCCGUUAUCAAUAUACAGUAAAUAGUAUAGUUUAGUAUUGUAUAGUAUAGUUUAGUAUUGUAUAGAGGUUGUAUAGUAUAUUGUAUAGUUUAGUAUACCUACUGUUCAUAGUUUUACUCUGGAUUUUAGAAGAGGACAAACAUGCAGUUUUACACCUCUUGUUCAUAUAGAAUCAUAUCAAACGUGCAAAAAAGAAACAAUAAUCAAAGGAAUGUUGUUUCGUUUUGCUGUUAGCAUCAAUGCUAACUGGCAAGGUACUGCUAAUCAACUGUCACUGUUGUACAAUAAGACUUGUAAUACUGCCCUCCAAAGGCAAAACGCAGUAACUACAUUUAUUUUGUCACUGCAAAAUCUGACUUCAGUUCUUUUUCUGUCUAGACAG
Molecule: messenger RNA, 11928 nt
Organism: Oncorhynchus keta (chum salmon)
Lineage: Eukaryota; Metazoa; Chordata; Actinopteri; Salmoniformes; Salmonidae
Gene: pdzd2
Product: PDZ domain containing 2
Molecular function (GO): cytokine activity
Source: RefSeq, a predicted model, not a curated record